Messenger RNA from Poeciliopsis prolifica (blackstripe livebearer), 2757 nucleotides. It is a transcript of the gene scarb2c, whose product is annotated as scavenger receptor class B, member 2c. Gene Ontology annotation, biological process: receptor-mediated endocytosis; protein targeting to lysosome. NCBI's taxonomy places the organism in Eukaryota, Metazoa, Chordata, Actinopteri, Cyprinodontiformes, Poeciliidae. The record is from RefSeq and is a predicted model, not a curated record. Bases 106 to 1551 code for a protein of 481 amino acids. Gene Ontology annotation, cellular component: membrane; cytoplasm; lysosome. The transcript is spliced from 11 exons. Gene Ontology annotation, molecular function: scavenger receptor activity.
UGAUCGAGCAAGUUCCUACUGGGAAAGGAGCUCGUUCCGAGCCAAAACAAAAACAGCUCCGUCACCGGCUUCUCUUCUCCCUUUCUGAUCAGUCGCUGCCGCAAUAUGCCGCUGAAACCAUGUUUCACCUACAUCAUCGGGGCAUCCUCUUUACUGAUGCUGAUCGUGGGGAUAUCUUUAGUUUUAUCCAAUGUGUUUCCAAAUUUUCUACAGUCCAAGGUUAAAACGGAAGUAGUCCUGAGAAAUGGGACAGAGGCUUUUGAGGUUUGGCUUGAUCCCCCUGCUCCGAUCUACAUGCAGUUUUACUUCUUCAAUCUGACGAACCCAGAGGAGGUCUUGAUUGGGGAAAGACCAGCUGUGAUGGAGAUUGGACCUUACACAUAUAGAGAAUAUCGGCCCAUGGAGGAAGUGGUCUUCCAGGACAAUGGCACAAGAGUUGCGUCAGUCAAUCGUAAAACUUACAUUUUUGAGCGCAACAUGUCCCGAGGUCCUGAAAGUGACCUAAUCAGGACGGUUAACAUCCCUGCUGUGACAGUAAUGGAAAAAUUUAAGGAUAGUGUGAUUGCAGCCAAUUUGAUCUCCGCCUACAUGCGAUCCUCUGGUAUCGGCCUGUUCACCACCCGCACUGUGGGAGAGCUACUAUGGGGAUAUGAAGAUGGCCUUCUCAAAGCUCUCAAAUUGUUUGAUCCUGAGCUGGACAAGUUUUUUGGACUUUUCUAUAAGAAUAAUGCUUCAAAUGAUGGCGAAUAUACAUUCUUUACUGGCCAGGAAAACUACAAGGACUUUGCUAGAGUGGACACAUGGAAUGGGAAAAGCUCUUUGAAUUGGUGGACGUCUGACGAGUGCAAUAUGAUCAAUGGUACCAACGGAGCGUCUUUCCACCCAAUCAUCAAUAAGAAUGAAGUCCUCUACAUGUUCUCCUCUGACCUGUGCAGGUCGUUGUAUGCCGUGUACACCAAAGAUGUGAUUGUGAAGGAGAUCCCUGGCUAUCGCUUCGUUCCCCCCUUCGAAGUUUUCGCCAAUCACACCGUGAACCCAGCCAACGCAGGCUUCUGUGUUCCUUCUGGAAACUGCCUCAGCUCAGGCCUGCUCAAUGUCAGCAUGUGUAAACAGGGGGCUCCCAUCAUCAUGUCCUCACCGCACUUCUACCAGGCUGAUGAGAAAUUUGUUGAAGAUGUGUUUGGGAUGAGGCCCAAUAAGGACGAGCAUCAGACUGCCAUCGAUAUCAAUCCACUGACAGGAACCAUCCUACAGGCAGCCAAACGUCUCCAGAUCAAUGUCUAUGUGGAGAAAAUCCCAAGGUUCAGUGAAAUAGGAAACGUGAGGACAGUGGUUUUCCCUGUGGUGUAUCUUAAUGAGAGCGUUCUUAUUGACGACGCCUCAGCCAAGAAGCUGCAGAGGGUUGAUGUCCAGAAGAACGUGGUGGAGAAUAUUCCAUUUCUUGUCAUUGGUCUUGGCAUCAUCCUGGGAGGAAUCUUUAUGUUCUUGAUGUGUCGACAGAAAGUCCCCGAGAGCACUGAAGCAGAACGUCAGCCCCUGAUCUCAUCGUAGCACCAAUCAAAAUUCAUGAGGACGAUCACGGGUUACUGACAUAAUGUUAGAAUAAAAUUAUCUGACAUCUAGACUCCUAACCUUUAGGCAGCCACUCAUAACCAGAAUCUCAUCUUUUCAAUGUUGUAAUGCUUUCAGGAAUUUUGUGUGUUUACAACAAGCACUUAAGUUGAUUGUUUUCAUGCUGUAAUGUUGCUCAAACCUCUCUUUAAUGUAGUCUUAUUUUUCUAACCACUAAUUAUGGGAUUGCAAAUGAAACCAAGCAGAACUGAGCAGUAUUAAACCUAGUUAUUAUCCUUCAUUGCAAAUAAAUGCAAUGGGUAGUUGCAUUUAUUUGUGCAGCUACCCACAGUAGUUGCGCCACUAUUUUGCUACUUUCAUGUGUCAACAAAUCAACUGCCUCCUACGAGAUGCUGUUUUCAGAAAAAAAAAAAUCAGUUUUAUGGUUUUGUUAACUAAAACCAUGUGCAAAUACACUGAUCACUGAAAGGUUAAAGUGAUGAGUAUGUUUUUAUAAAUAAAACGUGUUUUAUUAAAAAGCUUCAAAAGUCAUUUAUUGUUUAUUUAAUGACAAUGCCCGAAUUUCUUAGCUUCUUGAAGAGUAAUCAGAAUGGGGAUUUACUUGCUUUAAAACGAUGCCAACCCACUGAACCUGAUAAUGAAAAAAUGUGUGAAAUAAACCCCAAACAGUAUUGCUUCUCAAGGCUUUUAUCUGCUGUGAAUGUGUUGGAAUGGACAGAAAAGUUUUUUGUUUUUGUUUUUAUCCUGCUCAAUUCCACACUAUUUCUUGAUUUUUAUUUUAUGAUGCUUCUUGGGGAUUUUGCUAAAAGGAGUGUAGAAAAUGUUUUAUGGAAGUGUUAUAUCUGAUACUUUUUUAAGUUUUUCUAUAUGAAAUGGUAAGUUGUUUGAGAAUUGUUGUAGUCCAAAGGGGCCGAGGCUUUCAAAGUUGCUUAUUUGUUUAAAAAAUCUGUUGAUUCUAUUCAACAUCAUAAACUUAUUGUGAAAUUUCUUUAAUAGAAAUGUCACCAUUUACUAACAGGUUGGUGUUUUGUGCUGUUUAUGUAAGAACUGUUUGCACUACUCCUUAACAGUCUAAACAUAAUAUGUAAUCACUGAUUAAAUUCACAGAAAAGGUUGUAUAUGUUAUUGGCAUCUUGUCUUGUUGUUCGUCUUGACCAAUAAACUGAUUCACACAUUGGCAAUUUA